Mycosarcoma maydis (corn smut) is the source of this 453-nucleotide messenger RNA. RefSeq lists its product as uncharacterized. The transcript is spliced from 2 exons. Lineage: Eukaryota; Fungi; Basidiomycota; Ustilaginomycetes; Ustilaginales. The record is from RefSeq and is a predicted model, not a curated record. The coding region runs from base 1 to 453 and encodes 150 amino acids.
AUGACUACUCCUCAUACAGGUCUCACCCGGCGAGGCGGUCGGCUGUCACUUCCACAAGUUGGCACUGUGACUAAUAGUCGCUCUAGCCAGCGUCCCGGUGGUUCGAGCUUGCUCGAAGCCUCGAGCCCAACUUGGUGGUUAGACUACGCUCAAUACAGAAAUGAGGACGUCGCCAAUCUCUACGUAGCAAACAAGCUGAGCUGGCGUCUGUUCAAGAAAUUCAAGAAACGCCUCAGCGCCAUGGACAAUGUUCGUCGCCAAGCGCUUCUUGGCAAUGAGCUAACCGCCGAUGAAAGGCAGAUUGUAUCGCAGCCAUUCAACAAUUACGACUGGCUCAAACCCAAAAGAUCGACGUCCGACGACAUACAACUGGCCAGUGAGAUGCUACGACACGACGCUGAUCAGCUGAUCCGGUUGCACAGCGUUCUGGAAAGGUUCAAUCCACGCCCUUGA